AUCACUAAGUUUAAGUAAUCAGAAUGGCCGCAAGUUAUACAUCAGCCUUUCGAAACUUAUUGCAAAGACAGGUAACAAUAUUUUAUUUGAAUGUAUUGUAUCACCUUUAAGCAAAAUACAUUAAUACUCUUUUUAUCUAUCGUUGAUGAUAAUGACACAUGCUUAAUAUUUAAUAUGAUAUGCAAACAUGCUUUUAGAAACUAUGUCAUAAUCUACAGUGCAAGUCUACGGACGGGUGCGAACUUUGGACCCCCCAAACAAAAAAAAAGGACGUAUUUUAAAAUUUAACUUAUAAUUAAUAUCAUAUUUGGGGCCAUCAAUAAAUGACGUUACGCACCUGGGGGAGGUGUGGUCACCUAUUUGUUAUGAUUUGGAGGGAGAGGGUGGGAGCUAAGCAUUAUCUACCAUGCAUUAUGACAUCACCAAAAAGUAAAUCUUAGUUACUCUUCUUCUUCUAUGUAUUAAGGGCCCAGGCCCAAGAUAAAUUUAGUGAUCAUUUUGGAUUCUAUACAUGUAGAGGGGAUUGCAAUGUUUCUGUGCCUGGUGUUGAUGAGGAUAUUUCACUGGUUGCAAGGACUACUUUGUGAGGGCAUCAUGCACUGGGGAUUGGAAGGCCUGAGGCAAUAGUAAAUAGACGCAAAUGUGUCAAGUGUUGUCGCCUCAACUGUUCCUUUUGAAAGCUUGUUCCAGUCCGUGAUUGCUUUUGGCAGGAAUGAGCAGCUCCUAUACUGGCUUCUGGCUGGUAUGAGCCAGAAUUGCCUGUCAUGGCUUCGUCGCUGUCUAUGGGGGAGAGGGACGAGUUUCUAUUUAAUGCUGGAGCAGUAGACUAGUCCAUUAUUUAUCUUGUACAUCAUGGAGAGCCUGGAUAGUCGUUGUCGUUCCUCUAAUGGCAGACCUGUUUACUGAAGUUUACUCUAAUGAUUUUGGCGUACAAUGUAUGAUUUUGAGGUGCAUACAUUUUAUUCACUGUAUGUUUAUUUUUUAACUAUCAAGAUAAUGUAUUGAAUGCUUUUGUGAUGAUGUUGUACGAUUUUAAGAGUUUGAGGGUAAACAGGUCUGCAAUGGUGGCCUAGUGUUUCCAGCAUGCUGCCAACACUAGAGGUAUUACUGUAGCGGUUCAGGACAAAGCGUGCUGCCCAUCGCUGGACCGCCUCCAACCUGUCGAUGCUCUUCUGGGUAAACGGGUCCCAGACUGAAGAUGCAUAAUCUAAAAGCUGGUGGACAAAGGCUUUAUAGGCUGUUUCUUUCACACUUAAGUGUCUUAAGAGUUAAGUUACGUCUUAAUCUUGAUUUUAAUAAUUUUAACCACUUGAACUGAAUUCUGAAUUAAAGUAAUUUUUAUCAUAAUUUAUUAUAAUUAUGAAAUUCUCAUUCUUUGUUUGGUUUGUGGAUGUUUGAUUCUAUUUUAUUCAAUAUUUACACCAUCCUUUAUUACUGAGAGAUUCAGUACUGUGGAGAGCUGGUGGUAGGCCUUCACAAUGUGAAUCACAGCCUGUGACAUAGGUAUGCGAAUGACAUCCUGCUGUCUCUCAUCCAUCUGAUGAUCAAGUUACUAGAUGGAGAGGAAAAUGGUCAGAGGGGCUGUGACAAUUGCCAGCCUGGAUAAAUUAGGGCCAAACAUAGGAGGGGAAAAAGGGGGGGGGGGAGUAGGGAAAGCCCCACAAAAGUCAGAAUAAAAAAUAGCUGACUGAAAAAGAAACUCUCUCUGAAAUGUUCUAGGGCAGAGGUUCCCCAUGGUGUCUCAUGUCAAAUUCUAACAAGUACUUAGUGAAAUUUACCAAUUUUUUAUAUCUUUUUCAAAUUUGCUGCACCCUAAGAGAAAGCUUCUGUUCCACAGAAAGCGCUGGCACGCAAUUUGGAAAACUCUGUUCUAGGGAAAAAUGUUUCUGACACAAAUGCUGUAAUUCGAAUGGCCUAUUUAUGGGAUAGGAAUUCUUUUAGAUUUUGUAAACAAAAAGGUUAAGAGGAUAGGGGACAGUGUAAAUUUUUCUUCUGAACUACACGCUUAGGGGCUAUUGAUAUUAAAUAGGAAACAGAAACAUAAUUUAAUGUACAAAAAAAAAAUCUGUAAACUGCCCAGUUAUUAAUUUUAAAAUCUACAAUGAUGACCAUGAUUGAAUGAAAGUGAUUUGAAACAUUAGGUGAACUGAAACAUCACUUUUUAAAUAUUUUUUGGAUGCUGGGGGCACUUAAAGGUUUGUGACAUUAUAUUUGAGAGGAGUCUAACUUUUUGUGAUGAUUUGUGACAAUGGGGAAUGGGGGGGUCAAAAAUAAACAAAAUUUGUGUGAUGUCAUGUCAAUAUGGACCGCCCCUUAAUAUAAUUAUUCAUAUCGGUAUGUUUUGUUUUUUAUUUACUCCACAGCUAUCAAAAUCAGUAUGUCCUGCCAAUGCGAGCCAAAGAGGAUUCAAAGCAGAUAAAACGUAUUUAGCAAAAGUAACAGAUCAUGCCAAAUAUUUCCCAGCUAAAACCACUCCUAUGCUGCCCCCUGAAACGUUUAAAGGAAAGUUAGCAUUUAUCACAGGUGGUGCAACAGGACUUGGAAAAGGUCUAGCUUUGAAUUUAUCACAGCUGGGAGCCAAAGUUAUCAUUGCCAGCAGGUAGUUAAAACAAUCACCCACCUUCAGUUGUAUUAAUAUUUUUAAGUCUUACAGUUAAACUCCAUCCUUAAUCAGAGCAGCUGAAGUCUUAUUUUUUUAUUCAUUUAUUUUAACUAGUAUUAGUUUAUAAAAUAUUUAACUUUAUGCCUCUGAUUUCACUUGUUAGAUUGCUACAGUCUAAAGAUGAUAAGAAUCUAAAAAUGAAAUUAUGCUUUUUAAAUAUAAGAUUUAGUAUAGUUAAGAACAUGAAUGCUGAAAAUUUGAAACUAUAUUAAGCUAAUUGAAUUUAGUAUAGGCAAUUUUUUUAUUUGCACCUUAUAGACAUCAUACAUGCCAACCUGUACGGUUUACCAAAGCUUUGUACCGUUUUUAUACAUUUAUCACGAUGUAAGGCUGUUAUGUACCAUUAUAUGGUCUUAAUCCAAUUUAAGAUUUGGCUUGUAUAAUGAACAAUAUGUAAUCAAGGACUGAAAACUAGUAAACGAUGAAAAACAAUAUCAAAGCUAGUGAUACUAACAAUAUUCAAUUCAAUUACACUAUUAAAUUUCUAUAAAAAUAAAAAUUAAAAAUUUAGAAACAAAAAAAACUAUAUCAACCUACAGCACAGCAAGUGAAAGGUAUAAUCCAUGAAUUAAUUUACACACACACAUAAAGAGUACAAUUUUGCUUUAACAUAAUGUGUCAUAAAUGUCUAGGAAAAUUAGCAAAAAUCUGUGGGCUAGGAAAGCUGCUGGCCUAUAUAUAAGGAUUAAAUCAUAACUCUCUAAAGGAGAAAUUCUAGAAAUUUCUUCACCAGAUAGCAUUCUUUAGAACAAAUAUAAUGUAAACAACCUUUUCCCAAUGAAGCAAAGGGUGGGUAAAAAGGAGUGGCACAACACAUUUACUCUGUGAGAUCAAUAUUAAACGAAACAAAAGGGAGACAAGUGGUGGUGGCCACAAUGCUAAAAUUAGGUCUACAAACAUGCCAUAACAAUGAACAUACAGGCUUUUGUACAGUUUUUCACUGCAUUUUGGACAUACAAUUUUUGCACAAGACACACAUUCAAAACAAGUGUUGCAAGGAAUAAACUUUGGGCAACAAGAAACUUAAAAUAUUAUUGGUAUGUUCAAAAUGAUAUCAGUCAUUAAUACUAAGUCACCCAAGUAUGGUAAUAUUAACUAGUUUGAGUAGUAAACCAUAAUAACAAAACUGUUUGUGUAUUUCUUAACAAGAGCUGCAGUGUAAGCAAGUGUUCUUUUAUUUCAUAUUAAGUAAUAUAAUAUGUAAUAUUACUAAUAAUCAAUGACUAGCAUUAGACUCAUUAGUCAUUAUUCAUAUAUAUUACAAUGGCAUGGCUGAAUCCCUCUGGUAGAGUUAAAAAUGAGGUCAUAAGUUGAAGCCAAACUAAAUAACUUUGUCUGGACAAAUUAGGUUUAUUUUACUUCAUCAAUUUAAAUUCAUGAAUCUGUAUUACUACAGCUGGCAUAUUUCACUGAAGAAUUAUAUUGUAUCUAAUUGCAUCUAAACUGAUAUCAAUUUCAUCAUCUUUUACAUUUUUAAUGAAUUAACUAUUGACCAGUUCAAAAAAAAAUUCAAAAUUUGAUAAAAAUAUCAAAGCUAAAACAAGCUAUUUUCAUUUAAAAGAUGCAGUAUAUCCUUUUAUGAAUGAUGUAAACAUGCUUAAAUGUGCACACAGUGAAGGGGUGUUUUUCUUUAUUUUAUUCAUAUAUUCAAAACGUAGAUAAAGAUGAUGAAAAAGUUAUAACUUAUACUUUAGUUCUACUUUUCCUUUUUUCUGUACAGUUUUGUAUGCUGGUGUACAGUAUUUUGGGACUGUUUGUACAGUUUUUUAUGCUGGUGUACAGCAUUUUGGGACUGUUUGUACAGUUUUUUGAUCUCACAGGUUGGCAUGCAUGAGAUAUAGUAGGACAGAUUUUUUUUUUAAAGCAUCAGACUCGGUACAUUAAUGGUCGAUUUAGGAAUUCAUGCAUCGCACUAUUUUGGAAAAUUUUUUAUCUUACCCUAUAGUCACACAUUUGUCAUAAAUAUUAUACACACUUAUGACACAUGAUCACAAUUAUAUGCCCACCCCCCCCUUUUUUUCUUAAUCUGUGAUGUCAUUUAUGCAUGGCGCUAUAGUAGACCUACUAUCACAACAAACCACACAUAAAUUUUCCAUGUCAAGUUUAUUAUGAUAUUUAUUUAUGAUUUUAAAUGAAUGUUGAUCAUUUUUUUGUUCAAAUAAUAUUCAUUACAUAGAACAUCCUAAUCAGUUAUGACAUAUAAAUUUACAGAAGUGCAGAUAAGCUGAAAAAGACAGCUGAGGAGAUUUCUAAUUCCACGGGGAAUGAAGUUAGUACCCUUAUAAGAAAUGAUGAGUUCAUUUGGGUGUUUGAGACAAAUAUCUGUUCACAAGAACAAUUACACCAUCUGCUAAACACUUAGGUCAAAGACAUAUGCUUUCCUGUUAAAUCAAAGAUUUGAUGCUUUACUGGAACUGGUUUUUUAUUUUUUUUAAUUUUUUAUCAUUUAAAAUGUUUAUUAUUUGAUAACCUUCUCUAACUACAGUAUAUUUUUAGUUAAGAAAUUUCUAUUAAAUUUAUGAUAAGAAUUUCCACAUCUAGGUUGCAGACUAUCGUUUAGAUGUCAGGGAUCCAGCAGCCAUCAAAUCAGUCUUUGAUGCCAUCGAAUCCAGCCAUGGACUUCCCGACAUCGUUGUCAAUAAUGCCGCUGGCAAUUUUAUUACACCAACAGAGCGGCUUUCAGCGAAUGCCUUCACAACGGUCAUCAACAUUGUUUUGAAUGGCACUGCUUAUAUAACCCUGGAUGUUGGGAAAAGGUUAAUCAAGGCAAAAAAAGGUAAUCUGGCAAUGAACUGUUUACUUAUAACAGACUGGUUUACUCUUAUGAUUUUGGUGUACAGUGUACGAUUUUGAGGUGUAUACAUUAUAUUUAAUGUAUUAUUAUUUUUGAAUGGCACUGCUUAUAUAACACUGGAUGUUGGGAAAAGGUUAAUCAAGGCAAAGAAAGGUAAUCUGGCAAUGAACUGUUUACUUAUUACAGACCUGUUUUCUCUUACGGUUUUGGUGUACAAUGUACGAUUUUGAGGUGUAUACAUUAUAUUUAAUGUAUUAGUAUUUUUUUACUAUUAAGAUAAUGUAUUGAAUGAUUUUUGAUGAUGUUGUAUGAUUUUAACAGUUUGGGGGUAAACAGAUCGGUUAUCAUAUUAAAAUGAUGUAGAUAUUUUGCUAACUAAAAUAUAGUGUUGAACUAACAAUCUUAACAAGGUAAGAUUCUUUUUAUGAUAUCAGUGAUCCAGCGGCCAUCAAAUCAGUCUUGUGGCCUGGAGUUCAAACCCCCACCAAAAGCCAAGUCAAGCAAAAACAUCACCAACGCCCCUGGUCGAUGGGACCCAUUAACCUUGGAUGGCAACUCAUCUAGGAGAAGGAAGCUCUGAAUCAAAACUUGGAGAGGGAGUCCCGUAGUAGGAUACAUUUAUGCAAUGAAAGAUUCCAAAAACCCCUGCAACGCUUCUGGUGCAAAGCUGUAUCAUCCAUUUAUGGUUUCCUAGGUUAUCCAGGUGCGUGGAGAGAGUUGCUGUCUAGGGAACCAUCUUAAACUCCUAAAGAAAUAAUCCCAGGCCUUGUGAUUUCAUCCCGCCAAGUCUACACCAUUGUCAUAUUGUGAUGGACGGAUGCCGAAAAAAAAAAAGAGAAAGAUCCUUUUUAAAAUUAACUCAUUCAGCCUUACCUACUAGAAAUUUUUAGAUUGUAAAUUCAGAGGCCAAAGGGGAACAACUCAAUACAUACCAUAGAUUGGUUCCAUAAAAGUUCGUGACCAAAUUAUUUGAAUGCUUUCUUUAUUGUGCUGCAUUCUAUUAUUAUCUAUUACUUUCAUUUUUUAAAUUCUUGCAUACUCAACUUUUACUCUGUACACUACAAGAAAAAGCUACGAUAAAUUUAAGAAAUACUCUCAUGAAUUUAAACUUCUUACAAAAUGCUCUACUGUUCUUAUUAUAUUCACCAUUUUAAUAAAUGCUGUUAUAUCUAAUAAUUUACACAUUUCAACUUUUAAAUCAUCCCAAAAAAAAAAUCAACUUUUAAAUCAAUUCUUUUUCCACAUCAUAGAAUGAUUAACUCAACAACUCGUAUUCUAUCGCCCCAAACAGGGGCUGUAUUUUUGGCAGUCUCAGCUGACUAUGCAGAUUCUGGAUCAGGUUUUGUUGUGCACAGUGCAUGUGCAAAGGCAGGCGUAGAAGCUCUGACAAGGUCGCUUGCUGCUGAAUGGGCGAGAUAUGGUAUGAGAUUUAAUGCCAUUUCUCCAGGGCCGGUGGAAACAAAGGUACUAAUAUCAUGUCUUGUAAAAAAAAAAAUUGUGAAUGUUAUUUGACAAUUCAAUUGUGAGGCACCUUUGUUCAUGCUAUUCAUAGACUGACUCCUGUUCUACAUUGAGAAUUUUGAGCUACAUUUACAUUAGUGUCAUCUUUAAAAACAAAGGGUUUAUUUUUUUUUAUAUAAAUUUAUCUGUUUUUUAUUAUUGUGUUGUCUUGCUGGAGAAGAAUCUAGUCUGUUUAAAUGUCGUGUAUUUUUUUUUCAAGCCUUAACAGAACAUGUUACUCUGGUUUUUUUUACUUCAGGCACAGUCCCCUAAAUAAAUAUGUUAUCAUUUAUAAAAACAUGACAGGAGCUGUUUUUAGCUAACUUACUAAAUUUACAACACAAAAUAUUGAAUAAAGUUAUCUUUUAAAAAAAGUUAAAGUAAUGUUUGGCUGUUUUGCCUAUUAUUUUUGUAUUUUGUCCAUUUUGUUGAAAAUGAGAUUUCUUCUUAAAAGAAAAGAGGCCAUGUAUUAUUUUCUGUAUCAAUUCCAAUCAAGAUUUUUUUUCAAUGUCAUUGUGAACAAGUGGAUGAAAUAAUUUGCUUUAAAAAUAAAUGGUAAGGAUGAAGAUUACUUGACAUCAUUCUUUCUCAGGGAGCUUUCAGUCGGCUUGAUCCUACUGGACAGUUUAUGGAUAAAUUUGUUGAAAAAGUUCCAGCUGGUCGUAUUGGUGAGGUUGGAGAAUUUACCAAUCUGGCAACUUAUUUAUUAAGUGAUUACUCCUCUUGGGUCAAUGGACAGGUAAGAUAUAAACACUUUUUAAACAUUUUUGAAAAGCCUUUGAAUGCAUUAUUGUAUCGAAGUGGCUAUUCGGACCCAGAUACCUUUAGACUAAAUCCCAUGUGGAUGUCAUUUGGGGUAUUUUUUUUUCAUUUAAACUGAAGAAGUAAGUUUACAAACAUAUAGUCCUUUCAAUUAUCUUUCAUUUGAUACCUCAAUUUGUCUUACAAGUUACAAACCCAACAAUAAUAUUUUAAAUAGUUUUUAAUCCCAACCUCUCAUUUCUGAUACCCGGGUGCGAAUAGUCUCAGCCUUAUUUUAUAUCAGAAAGCCAUCUCCAGAACAGAUUAUUAACACAAAUAACUGAAUUUUAAAUUUCCUUAGACAUUUGUAUAGUCAUUUUUCUAGACAUCAAGAGGACAUUUUCUUAACUUGAGAGAAUAAAUUAAAUGUUUUGCAAAUAAAUGCAGUCUACGUGUGUUGAUGUUUGUAAUUGCUUGGCCACUGCUUUUUGGCAUCUAUCUACUUUGCCUUGAUGAAAGAACACCCCUUGUUUAUACAGGUCAUCCGGCUCAAUGGAGGAGAGUACCCUUGCACUGCGGGCCUGUUUAAUGAACUUAAGCAAGUAACAGAUGACCAGUGGAAUGCCCUGGAGGCCAUGAUUAAAUCUGUCAAAGGGUCUUAAUAUAUAUUUACAACAUUGGCUUACCACGGGUCCAUUGGGAAAUAUAGUUUGGGGGAAAAUAAAUGGAACUAAAUUUUAUAAAUUUUUAUAAUCAAUUAAUAGUUCAUAAUUAUCAGAAGUAAAGAUGAAACAAUUUUUUUUCUUAUAAAUUUAAUUUGUUAAAAAUGUAGGAUGGGUUUUUGUUUGUUUUUUUUUACAAAUUCAAGAUGCUGUAAAUAAAAUAUAAUUCUUAUCAACUUAAUUAAAAUAUUCAUUUUAUAUCUGAGCAAUCUCUUAAGUCUAUUCCAAUUCAAUGUCAUAAUUAUGAGAAAUCAAGCAUGCAGAACUUGCUGAUCAUAAACUAUAUAUUUUACUCCCUGCUUACUUAGUGACAUUAAUACUUUAAAAAUUGUACAAAAAGACUCAAUUUGAAUGUAUCCUGGUCUUUUAAUUUAUUUAUUUAUUUAUUUAUUUAGGCAUUUUUAUAUAGCGCUUAUCAUAAAGCUCUAAGCGCUUUACAAUUAUUAAAACAUGUAAACUAAGUAAAAUAAAAAUGAGACACUAGGAUAGUAACUACUAUUCUAUAGAAACAAUGAAAAUGGCUAUAAAAAGAGGACACUUUGACACUUCAGGAUUAAGCCGAAACAGAAAAUGAGGUAGGGCAAAUAAAAUUCAUUUCAUGGUUUGUGCUUGAAUAAGCAGAGCAUUCUUUUUAAAGAAACAUUUUUUUCCCACUAAAGUAAAUUUAAAAAAAAAAACAACCACUUAAAUAAUUUGUUUUUUAAAUGUACUUAAAUACUUUUUUUUUAAGCUGAAAUAAUGAACAGUUUUUUUUUUCCGACC
Molecule: messenger RNA, 9181 nt
Organism: Lymnaea stagnalis (great pond snail)
Lineage: Eukaryota; Metazoa; Mollusca; Gastropoda; Lymnaeidae
Source: the annotation of a GenBank genome assembly